Molecule: messenger RNA, 2044 nt
Organism: Heteronotia binoei (common prickly gecko)
Lineage: Eukaryota; Metazoa; Chordata; Lepidosauria; Squamata; Gekkonidae
Product: cytochrome P450 2G1-like
Exons: 9
Coding region: 65-1540 (491 amino acids)
Biological process (GO): xenobiotic metabolic process
Cellular component (GO): cytoplasm; intracellular membrane-bounded organelle
Molecular function (GO): iron ion binding; heme binding; oxidoreductase activity, acting on paired donors, with incorporation or reduction of molecular oxygen, reduced flavin or flavoprotein as one donor, and incorporation of one atom of oxygen
Source: RefSeq, a predicted model, not a curated record
AAAAUGAGUCGGGCCACCACAUUGGGGAGAGGAGGAGGAGGAGGACAGGGACCCAACGUCCACCAUGGAGCUGGCGAGUGCGCUCACCGUCAUCCUGGCCAUUUGCUUGGUGGUCAUUACGGUCAAGAGGAAAAGCUCUUCCCAUGGGAGGAUGCCCCCUGGACCCACUCCCCUGCCUCUGAUCGGGAAUUUCCUGCAGCUCAAAGCAGCAGAAACCUGCAAAUCACUGAUCAAGCUAAGUGAAAAAUACGGCCCCGUGUUCACAGUUUAUUUUGGAAGUCGCCCGGUGGUUAUUUUGUGCGGCCAUGAGGCUGUGAAGGAGGCCCUGGUAGACAAGGCGGAAGAAUUCAGCGGGAGGAAGACCAUGCCUACCUUGGAGCGAACCUUCCACGAACACGGUGUGGUCUUUGCCAACGGGGACCGCUGGAAGCAGCUGCGACGGUUCUCCCUCACCGUCUUGAGGAAUUUCGGGAUGGGGAAGAAAACCAUUGAGCAGAGGAUCCAGGAAGAAGCUCAGUUCCUGCUGGAGGAAUUCCGAAAGACUAAUGCGAAGCCCUUUGAUCCUACCUUCUUCUUGAGCCGUGCCGUCUCCAACGUCAUCUGCUCCAUCGUCUUUGGCAACCGCUUUGACUACCAAGACAAGGAAUUCCAGGCUUUGAUGGAGAUGAUGAAUAACAGCUUCCGGGAGAUGAGCACCGCUUGGGCCCAGUUCUACGACAUCUAUGCCAACAUCCUGAAGUACUUCCCCGGCCCCCACACCAAGAUCUACGACAUCUUGGAAGACAUGAUACGCUUCAUCGCCAAGAGAGUGAAGGACAACCAGGCCACUUUAGACCUCAACUCCCCGCGGGACUUCAUCGACUGCUUCCUCAUCCAGAUGGAAAAGGAAAAAAACAACCCCGGCAGCGAAUUCAACAUCAAGAAUUUGGAGCUCACCACCCUCAACCUCUUCUUUGCUGGGACAGAGACAGUCAGCUCCACCCUGAGAUACGGCUUCCUGCUCCUGAUGAAAAACCCCCAGUUUCUAGCAAAGAUGCAGGAGGAAAUAGACCGUGUGAUUGGCCAGAACCGGGCCCCGAACAUCGAAGACCGGAACCAGAUGCCCUACACCGAUGCCGUCAUCCACGAAGUGCAGAGAGUGAGCGACCUCAUCCCCAUGGAUGUGCCCCACAUGGUAAUCAAAGACACUGAGUUCAGAGGAUACAUCAUCCCAAAGGGAACUGAAGUCUAUCCAGUACUCAGCACCGUCUUGAAUGACCCCAAGAAAUUUAAAAACCCAAGGCAAUUCAACCCAGAAAACUUCCUGGAUGCGAACGGAAGCUUCAAGAAAAGUGAUGCGUUUGUGCCCUUCUCCUCAGGGAAGCGGAUCUGCCUGGGGGAGGCCUUGGCCCGCAUGGAGCUCUUCCUCUUCUUCACCACCAUCCUCCAGAGCUUCCGGCUGAAGCCCCUUGUGCCCCCGGAGGACAUCGACACGACUCCACUGGAGAGCGGCUUUGCCAAUAUUGUCCCCAUGUACCAGAUGUGCAUGGUCCCCCGCUGAGCGGAAGUCCAGCCCGGAGAGCUCUCUUCCCAACGCGGCAAUGCUCUCUUCAGCUGCGCAUGCAAGACUUUGGGAGCACAUGGGGUUGGGGGGGGGCAGAGGUGUGACAAAGGGGCUUUGGAGAACUGCAACCACCACACUUCACACAACUCACUCAGGUUCGCAGCUGUACCCACAUGUGGAGCAGGUGUGUUGGGGGGCUUCAGGCAAGGAAUGGAAUCACCCCCUCGCCUUGUUAGUAGUUCUGCUGUGCUCCUCCCUACUGCAAGUGUGACAAAGGGAUAUUCCUUCCUCUUUGCAUCUUAUCUGCUUGCAAAAACCCAGACUGUGUUCUAAACCUUGGAGGUUCCCUUGAAGUGGUCUUUGCUCUGGCCCUGCUUAUCUUUUUGACUUUGCUGUUCACUCAUUAAUCAAAGGCUGCAGGCAUGCCUUCCCGGAAGGCUCUGGUCAUUGUAACAGGCAAGGUUUUUUGUAGUGGAUUAUGCAAUAAAGCUUGUUGCUUGC